This is a messenger RNA of Emiliania huxleyi CCMP1516, 889 nucleotides long. RefSeq lists its product as hypothetical. Bases 9 to 872 code for a protein of 287 amino acids. Lineage: Eukaryota; Haptophyta; Isochrysidales; Noelaerhabdaceae. The record is from RefSeq and is a predicted model, not a curated record. The transcript has 5 exons.
GGCAUUUCAUGAGGCUGCUCGAGCGCGUCCUUCUCUCCGCGGCCUCUUCUCCGAUGAGGUUGCCGCCGUCGCCGCUUGCGCGCAGCGGCCCGAUUUCCGCCAACCUCUUUGGCGACAUCAUGGGCGACGCGCUCAAAGAGCAGAAGCCGUACGAAAGGCCGCUUUUGCCAUCGCUGGUCAAGAAGCAGCCAGCAAGCUACCAGCUGCAAGAGAAGAUGUUCUCCUUCUCGGGCGAAGACUUUCGCGUCCGCGACCUCUCCGGGCAGGAGGUCAUCACCAUCGACGGAGGCAACAUCAAUCUCGGCGGUUGGGUCCUUGACAAGCUCGCCUUCAAGGAGGCGUCGAGCGGCGCCAAGUUCUGCAGCGUCGAGCGGCGCGCCAUCGCCGCGUCGACGUGCUACGACAUCUACUCGGCCGACGGCGGCGAGUGCGUCGCAAAGGUCGAGCGCGAGUGGAUGUCGAUGACGCCAAAGUACAAGUUUUACUACGAGGGCGACGCGAACCCGUUUGCCGACUUUGAAGCCGAGGGCUCCUUCCUCGACCGCACCUACACCUUCAAGGCCGGCUGGGGAGACACGAUCGCGAGGGUGCGGCGGGCGCCAGAGCUCGUGUCGGAUCUGGACACGUACGUGGUCGAUGUGGCGGCGGGUGUGGACGCGGCGGCAAUCCUUGCGAUGGCGGUCAUCAUUGACGAGGAACACACGACCACGACGAGGAGGACGCGAAGAGGGCCAAGGAGGAGGCCUCGGGCGGCGGCGGCUGGCCGUUCGGUUGAGCACACCACGGUUACUUGUGGGGCGAAAGGGAUGCAUGGUGCAUAUGGCGCGCGCGGGGCAACUUCCCACUCUCUGUGUAUCCAUGUUCGAUGUUAGGGGGUAGACAGCGCCCC